AAGCAACCUCACUAAGGAGAAGCUGUCCCGUAUGGAGAGGGUGCUAGGCGAGCACCAGCUGUUCUCUGAGGGUCUGGGGCGGCUGCAGCUCUGGGUGAUGGAGGCCCACAGGACCCUAACCCACACACACACACACACACACCUAACCCACACACACACACACACACACCUAACCCACAGGACCCUUCAGCACGGCUCCACUCCGCCUGCAGACAAGAACCUGCUGCUGCACUGGAUGAGCCAGCUGGAGGAGCUGGUGGCGGCGCGUGCAGGGAAGGAGAUUGAGCUGAAGAUGCUGAUCACCAGGGGGGAGUGUGUGCAGAGGAACACGUCGGCUGAGGGCGUCCCCGUGCUCCGCAAGCAGAUGCAGGACCUCAAGGACGCCUGGGACUCACUGCUGGCCACCUGCAUCAGCUGCAAGAGUGGCCUGGAGGGGGCGCUGGUCCAGUGGACGAGCUGCCAGGAGGACGAGGGGAUGUUCAGCAGCUGGCUGGACGGCGUGGAGACGAGGGUGGCCCAGUCUGGCCGGCAGCAUCCCGAGAUGAGAGACAAGACCGGGAACCUGGGCAGAGCCAAGAUCCUGUAUGAAGAGGUGCUAAGCCACUGUGGCCCUCUGGACGCCAUCGCCUCUAAAGCCUCCAGACUCUCAGAGUCCAGCAGCUCCCAGCCAGAGGUGCAGAGACUGAUGGAGCGAUACACCACCGCCAAACACAGAGCCAAGUGUGCAGUGGAGCGGGCGGAGGAGGAGGUGUUGGCCCAUCAGGAGUACCAGCGCGGGCUGCACCUGUUUGAGGAUUGGCUGGAGCAGCAGCAGGAGCGUCUGGGGCUCCUCCUCCUCAACACACCUGCAGGGGAACUAGCCGUCCUGGAGAACACACUCAAGAGCCUACAGGAGUUGCGCUGUCUCUGUUCUGAGGGCCCUGUCCUGCUGCGUGCGGUUCUGUCCAGUCGUGAGCGGGUCGUGGUGUCGUGGGGGGGGGUGCCCCAGAUCGAGGACCGGGCGCUGGAGGCGACCCAGAGGGAGUGGGAGGGGUACCAGGCCCGGCUGGGCGAGGCGAGGGUCCGUGUGGACGGCGCCGCGACCCGCCUGCGUCAGAUGGACCUGCGCUUCCGGAGCCUGGAGGAGUGGCUGGAGGAGAUGGACGCCACGGCAACCGUGCGCCACCACCGACGCUCCGACCGCCACACCAAAGAACGACAGCUGCAGCAGCUUCAGCGCUGCCAGGCGGAGGCCCUGCGGUACCAGAGUGAGGUGGACGGGCUCAGUGUUCUGGUCCAGGAGGUUCUGGAGGACACACACACACACGCCAGCAGCCAGCUGAGCAACAGAAUCACUCAGCUCUGUGGACGCUAUCACACACUACUGCUGAAACUCAUGGAGACGAUCACACAGAUUCAGGAGGAGAUAUGCAGCAUAGACGACGCCCACUCCACCUCAGGAACCUUCUCUGAUUGGCUGACCACUGCCCAGAGGGAAUUUGUUGCAAUUACGUCAGCCAAUGAGGAUCUUGAUAUUGUUGCCAUGGAAAAGAGGCUGAAAAGCCUGGAGGCCCUGCAGAACGAGGCGCAGCGGGGUCACGGCCUCAUGAAGAGCCUCCGAGAGCAGGCCGAGGGAGCGGCCGCCUUCCUGGACGCCUGCGGAGCGGAGCGGCUGGAGGUGGAGGUGGAGGGCCGGCUGGCCCAGCUGGAGGAGCUGGCGGUGGGGCUGCGGGCCGAGCGCGGCACCCUGGACCGGAACCUCAAGCUCCACAGGGAGUUCCAGGGGAGGCGGAGAGCCCUGGCGCAGUGGCUGCAGGAGACCAGGCUGCUCCUAGGGGGCGCCGUGGAGCCUAAAGCUGAACUAUACCAGCGCCAAGCCCAGCUAGCCAAAUACCAGGCGGUCCAGCAGGAGCUGCAGUGUCGGGGGAGGGGCCUGCAGGCGGUGGUGGAGAGGGGGAGGAGCCUGCAGAGCUCCGCCAUCACAGAGAGCCUGGAGACGCUGCAGGAUGACUACACUGACCUGUGCACUACUGCCACACUCCACACUCAGAGGGCGGAGGCUCAGGUGCGGGAGCAAGAAGACUACCUGAGGGAACUCCAGGAAGUGGAACUCUGGCUCCUGCAGACCUGCAGCAGCAUGGUGACCCCUGACCCCUCCGAGGGGCGGAGUCUUGAAGCGGCCACCCAGCAGCUGGCUGGACACAAGGCCAUCAUGGAGGAGAUAGCAGGCUUUGAGGAGCGCCUGGAGGGACUGAAGCAGCGUGGCGAGUCCCUCGUGAGCGCGUGCGUGGGCAGCGGGGAGCGGCAGCGUGGCGAGUCCCUUGUGGGCGGGUGCGUGGGCAGUGCGGAGCGGCAGCAGACUCGGCUGCGUGGGCAGGUCCAGAGCCACCUGCAGGGGGCCAGAGACAGCUACUCUGCCAUCUGCAGCACCGCCCAGAGAGUGUACCAGUGUCUGGACUGUGAGCUGCAGAGGCAUGCGAGUGUUGAGGAUGCGCUGCCCCAGUGCCACUCGUGGCUCAGUGCUGUUCAAGCUGAGCUGCAGUCGGCUGUGCCGACGCCUCUCAGCCUGCAGGAGGCGCUCUCUCAGGUGAAGCAGGAUAAGGCGCUUCAGGAGCAGGUGGGCACCUACCUGCAGUUGCUGUGCUCCAGCUGUGACCUGUCUGAUGAGGCCGUGAGGGAGACCGCCACUGAGAUCCAACAUGUGAGAGUGCAGGUGGAGGCGAGGCUGAGGGGCGCCACGCGGGCAGCAGACCAGUGGAGGGAGCUGGGGGAGCAGCAGGACCGGCUGAACUCUCGUCUGUCGGAGACGGAGCGCCGCCUUCACAGCCUCUCCCGCAGGCCGGCCCAACUGGAGCCCAGAGGAGCCCAGGACCUGCUGGACCAGAACCAGGCCUUCAUCCAGGACCUGGAGCAGCAGCAGGCGGAGCUAAGUCGGCUGGGGGAGGCCCUGGCCAGCAUGGCGGGGAUCCGGGAGGCCCCCCCGGGGUUGGAGCGGGGGGAGGUGGUGGUGAGGCACCUGCGGCAGGUGGUGCUGGAUCUGGGGCAGCUGGCCAGGGAUCUCAUCAGGCAGAGGCAGGAGGACCUCGAGAGGGGGGCGGAGUACCACCACUGCGGGGACGCACUGGACCGGCUCUUCCAGCAGGUGUCCAGAGAGUGGGACUACCUGGCCAGGGCGGACACUGAGAGCACCUCGGAGCACCUGGGCGCCCUGAAGAAGCUGUUCGCUGACCUGCAGGACCAGGAAGGCCUGUUGGAGGACCUGAGAGAGAGCAGGCUCGCCAUCCUGCCCCGCCUCAGCCCUGAGGACCGGGACCUGGUCAAGGAGCACGUGGCGCAUCUGGAGCACCGCUGGGUCCGGCUGGAGAACCUCAUCCGGCAGAAGAUCCGUGACUCCGCUUCGGUCCUGAAGGACCUGGAGCUCGUGGAGGCCCGCCUGCGAGAGGCUCGGGAGUGGGCCCAGGAGGAGAAGCAGCCGUCAUUGGCCGAUGAUGCCCUCAGGACCAGCCCCCCCCCGCCCCCGCCGUCUGACAUCAUCGGCCAGAGCUUCCUGUUCGACCACCUGAGCGCGUGCGCAGAGAUGGAGGCCAAGCAGCUGCUGCUGACGCAGGCGGUGGGCGAUGCCGACGAGCUGUGCCCGCGCCUGGGCCUGAGCGAGAGGAGGAGGCUGCGGGCGCUCACGCAGCAGGCCCAGGCUGAGGUUGAGGCGCUGGGGGUCACGGUGACUCAGCGCCGGAGGAAGCACCUGACCGAGGCCCUCGCGGAGCGGACGCAGUUCCGUCAGGCACUGGGCAGGGCGGCGGCAUGGGUGCGCCAGCGGGAGGGCAAGGCUUUGGCGGAGGCGGAGGCGGAGCACGUCGCUCUGCUGCCGGACGACGUCUCCAGGCAGGUGGACGGCUGCAGGGGCGCUCUCAGCAGCCUGAAGGCCUACCAGGAGGAGCUGACCUCCCUCUGGACUCAGGCACGAGACCUGGUGAAGGACAGCACAGACCAGGAGAAAGACGAGACUCUGGGCGCGAUGCAGGAGGUGCAGGGCACGUUCGACAGCGCCCUCCGCAGGGGCACGCGGAAGCUGCUCGACCUCGAGAAAGCGCUGGCAACCAGGAAGUACUUCAAGGUGGACCUAGACAAGAUGUGCGAUUGGCUGAAGCGGAAAGAGGCCCUGAUGUUCGGUCAAAUCGACUGGAGCGUGAGUGACUCAGAGCUACAGCUAAUCGCAGCGCAGUACCAGGACAUCCUGGAGCAGGCCUCCGAGUACGAGAACCUUUUGCUCAUCGUCCAGAGGGCCGGGCAGGAGAUCCUCCCCACACUGAAUGAAGUGGAUCACUGCUACCUCGACGAGAAGCUCAACGCCCUACCUCAACAGUACAACAGCAUCCUGGUGUCUGCCACACAGAGGCACGAGAGCGUCCAGCAGGCGGUGUCUGAUCGGAGAACCUUUGGUUCCUUGAUGGAGGCGGCGCACGAGACGACGAGGGAACUACAAGAACAGUUUGAAGCCUUGGAGAAGCAGAGUCCCAGCUGUUCUAUGGAUGAUAGCAUUCCAAGACUACAUAGUCACCUCACAGACCUCCAGAGGAGCCUCGGAACUCAGGACGCUUCUCUGAAGGACCUGCGGAGGAGGAACGAGGCCCUUCUCUGUGCCGGCGGCGGCCAGCCCUGCAAGACUGAGGCCCUGCAUCGCCUGCUGAGACUCCACUCAGGGCUGAAGCACAAAGUGAAAGUGAAACUGAAAGACCUUGACCGAGUGCUGACAUCUGCGGAACAGCACAACAUGUUGGCCGCAGGUCUGGAAUCUGAGCUGAAGGCUCCUCGGUCCGUCUCUGGCGGCCGCCGAGUGUCAUCUGCAGAGACUGCAGAGUGGCCCAGACUUCUUCGCCCGCCAGGAUGA
Messenger RNA from Clupea harengus (Atlantic herring), 4867 nucleotides. Its product is annotated as nesprin-1-like. The record is from RefSeq and is a predicted model, not a curated record. Gene Ontology annotation, molecular function: DNA-binding transcription factor activity; sequence-specific DNA binding; protein binding. Bases 32 to 4867 code for a protein of 1611 amino acids. NCBI's taxonomy places the organism in Eukaryota, Metazoa, Chordata, Actinopteri, Clupeiformes, Clupeidae. Gene Ontology annotation, biological process: regulation of DNA-templated transcription. The transcript has 19 exons.